CCCAGCUCCCGGCUCUGCUCUCCUGCGCAGCGCGGAUGGCCGCCAGGUGGCGCGCGCGGGCGGGGGCGGGCCCGGUGCCGGGCGCGGGGAGGGCGGGGAGCUGGCGGCGGAGUUUGUGCAAAAGUUGGGAGCCGGGCGCGAGGGGAGGAAGUGGACGGCGAGCUGCGGGCGCUCCGCUGCGAGCGAGCUGGGGGGCCACCGAGGACCCCGCGGGCUCAGGGGACCCCGGGGGGGCUGGGCUGGGGCCGUAAAGGGGCCGCCGAGGAGGGCGGGAGCUGCCCGGGAGCCGGCCCCCACCUGCGCCCCCCGCCUGGCCGCCCGGCCAUGAGGAUCCGCGUGGCCGCCAGGUGGUCCUGGGCCGGCAGGAGCUGCCUGCUGCUGGCCCUCGCCACUGGGGCCUACGUCCUGCUGGAGCUCUCGGCCUCGGCUCUCCACGCCUCCCCAGGAGGAGCCGGCCCAGCCCAGGAGCCCAGGCAGCUCUCGGACCCCAGGCCAGAGGCCCAGGACCUCUCCCGGCCGCUGUACGAGAAGCCCCCCGCGGACCCGCAGGCCCCGGGGGAGUGGGGCCGAGCCAGCAAGCUGCAGCUGGGGGAGGCCGAGCUGAAGCAGCAGGAUGAGCUCAUCGAGAGGUAUGCCAUCAACAUCUACCUGAGUGACAGGAUCUCCCUGCACCGCCACAUCCAGGACAGACGGAUGCACGAGUGCAAGUCCCAGCAGUUCAGCUACCGGGAGCUGCCCACCACGUCGGUAGUCAUCGCCUUCUACAACGAGGCCUGGUCCACCCUUCUGCGCACCAUCCACAGCGUGCUGGAGACCUCUCCCGCCAUCCUGCUCAAAGAGAUCAUCUUGGUGGAUGACCUGAGCGACAGGGUUUAUCUGAAGGCCCAGCUGGAAUCCUACAUCAGCAACCUGGACAGAGUCCGCCUGAUCAGAACCAGUAAGCGGGAAGGGCUGGUCAGGGCCCGCCUGAUCGGGGCCACCUUUGCCACGGGGGACGUCCUCACCUUCCUGGACUGUCACUGCGAGUGCAACACGGGCUGGCUGGAGCCUCUGCUGCAGAGAAUCCACCAGGAUGAGACGGCCAUCGUCUGUCCGGUCAUCGACACCAUCGACUGGAAUACUUUCGAAUUCUACAUGCAGACCGGGGAGCCCAUGAUCGGGGGCUUCGACUGGCGAUUGACUUUCCAGUGGCAUUCGGUCCCCAAACUGGAGCGGGACAGGAGGACCUCAAGGAUCGACCCCAUCAGUUCGCCCACCAUGGCCGGAGGACUCUUUGCCGUCAGCAAGAAGUAUUUCCAGUACCUGGGGACGUACGACACUGGCAUGGAAGUGUGGGGAGGUGAGAACCUGGAGCUGUCUUUCAGGGUGUGGCAGUGCGGGGGGAAACUGGAGAUCCACCCGUGUUCCCACGUGGGCCACGUGUUCCCCAAGCGGGCGCCCUACGCCAGGCCCAACUUCCUGCAGAACACAGCUAGGGCGGCGGAAGUGUGGAUGGACGGGUACAAGGAACACUUCUAUAACCGAAACCCUCCAGCGAGAAAGGAAGCUUACGGUGACAUUUCCGAAAGAAAAUUACUGCGGGAACGCCUGGGUUGCAAGAACUUCGACUGGUAUCUGAAAAAUGUGUUCCCUAGCCUGCAUGUCCCAGAGGACAGGCCACACUGGCACGGGGCUAUCAGGAGUUCAGGGAUCUCGUCGGAGUGUUUGGAUUAUAAUGCUCCUGACAGCAACCCCACAGGUGCGAACCUGUCACUGUUUGGCUGCCACGGUCAAGGUGGCAAUCAGUUCUUCGAGUACACUUCCAACAGAGAGCUGAGAUUUAAUUCUGUGACGGAAUUAUGUGCAGAGGUUCCCAAGAACAAAGAGUCCGUAGGGAUGCAGAACUGUCCCAAAGACGGUUCCCCCGUCCCAGCAAGCAUCAUCUGGCAUUUUAAAGAAGAUGGGACCAUCUUCCACCCACACUCGGGACUUUGUCUCAGUGCCUAUCGGACACCUCAGGGCCGGCCCGACGUGCGAAUGAGAACUUGCAAUGCUCUGGAUAAAAAUCAGAUCUGGAGGUUUGAGAAAUAGAUAGGCACGACAGCACUUUGGUCCAGAGUUGAACACAGCUUCAGGAAACGUCAGAGAGAGCCAAGGGCUUUCAGAGAUGAUUAGUGAAGACUGUAGGGUGUCAGAAACCAUCCAGCUAUCGGUCAUCUGCGAGAGCUCAGUAGAUGUGGUUCGUUCUGCUAGAGAACACUGGGAACGCAGACACCUGCUGUUAAAUAUUUCCAAGUGCCUUACUUACGGAAUUUUUUUUUUUUUUUUAAAUUUUAAGAGCUUUGUGACGAUGGUCUCUUACUUCUCCUUAACUUGGCUGUGAAUUGAAAUUCACAUAAUAGUCAAGUGCCAGACUUAACUAUGAAAGAAUGUAGGAAUCCGGGCAGGAUGAGGGAAGGUUUAUAGGGAUGGGUAAGUUCACCGCCCACCUUUUAAAGCACAGCGUGCACAUGUGCAGUGUGAGCUGUCGCUGUUCCUUUUCCUGGUGUCUAGAACCCACUUGUUUCUAGUCAGCACAUUGUGAUUUAAGUUUGUUUGCUUUUAAAAUUCUGAUUUCCCUUUGUUGCUAAGAGAAAGGAUCAAGGCCUGGUUUGGGUAGCUCUGGCAUCAAGGAGGGAGGCCAUUAAUUAGGUUGAAUGUGAGUUGGGGGGUGGGUGUGGGAAGUUAACACAAACAUCUCAAAAAGAUGGGCCACACAUCAAUAUGAUGGGGAGGUUCUUAGAUUCCACACUUUGUAAACUUGAGCUGUUGGACUUUACAGACAUAGAUUGGUACCUCAAAUCGCUCUGUUUUUUUUUUUUUUUUUGCCUGUGUGUGUGUGUGUGUGUGUGUGUCUGCAGGGCAUUUCCUGACUGCACUUCCUAACUUUGUGAAUGCUAGAGAGAGACUGCUCAGCAGACUGUACUUCCUUCUGCCACUGUUGAAUCACCUAAAGCAAAUAAAGUCAAGGUCUCUCAAGUUCAGCCCCACUGUGUUUGACAAAAUGUGUGAAACCGAAAGUGGGCCUGCUUCUUACAAAGGCUGCAGGACUCUUGGCUACGAGUUGCUGUUGAUUAGUCCUUUUAAGGAUUUAUCUUAAGAAAACAAGGGGAAAAGCUGCUUUGGCCCUGGUGGUGGUGAAUGUUCCCUUCAAGGAGUUGUUAACACCUUGUAUCUCCAUUCAGGCUGCUAGGCAGCUUGUGGUAAGUGGACAAAUGAAAGAUGGAUGGAUGAAUGGCUCAGUGGAGGUAUGCGGCCUUGGUCAAGUCAUUUGGUCACAUGAUUAGGUGUGGGCUUCAGGGUCCUCUGUAAAAUGUGGGUAUUGGUUUACAUUUUGAAGACCCUUUAAGCUCUGAAAUGCUGUGCUGUGUGUGUGUGUGACGUUUCCAGAAUUCAGUCACUGCACAGACUUAAAAAACAAAAACAGAGAGUCGGGUGGUAGCGCAGUGGGUUAAGCGCACUUGGGAAGCGCAAGGACCCCUGGAAGGAUCCGGGUUCAAGCCCCCGGCUCCCCACCUGCAGGGGAGUUGAUUCACAAGCCGUGAAGCAUAUCUGCAGGUGUUUGUCUUUCUCUCUCCUUCUCUGUCUUCCCCUCCUCUCUCCAUUUUUAUCUGUCCUAUCCAACAAGGAUGACAUCAGUAACAACAAUAAAAAACCAACAAGGGCAACAAAAGGGAAAAUAAAAUAAAUAAAUGUAAAAAAUUAAAAACACACACACAUUUAUCCCCUUUUAACUUACAGAAAGUUGUUGAAAAAGUUCAGCUCCAGUUAUGAAACUGGAAGAAAGUGAAACUUUUCUUUGGAGAAAUUGUUUUAAAAAUUAGGCUGAGCUCAACUAAAGUGGCUUAUUUUGGACUUAGUGGAAAGUUGUGGUCAGUGUUUGGUCAUUUGGCUUGACAAUAGUUGAGCCAGUUUUGUUUUUAUCUUUAAUCUUUCAAACACUGAAAGUAGUGUUUUCGGCUCAGAAUAUAAAUACUUCCUGAACUAAGUUAUUUGAGAAGUAAACGUAGUUCAAAAAAGUAUUUUCACUGGUUUCAUCCCAGACGACACACACAAGUUGAAUCUAGAAUUAAAUCUCUCUUGGCUCACUCUGGUGUCCUUCAAUUUAUGAAAAAUGCAUUCUUUAUUAAAAAUCACUCCACCAUAUUCUUAAGUUGUUUUCGGUGUCUGUAUGAUGACUUGGGUAGUCGGGGGAUUUGAAAAAAAAUCUUUAAGAAAAAAAUUUAAGGUAACUUAUUUUCAGAAAGUAAAAUUUCUGUGUCUCUUGAAUAUUUGGCUUUCUUUUUUCUUUCUUGAAAAAAAUUAUAUAAAUACUUUAUGUAAGCUAUCUAGCAGCCCUAAAGUGUAUCAAAGACUUGCCCAGACCCUCUGUAUAAUCCCCAUGACUCUGGAUGUAAUUAAAGAAGAAUUUACAGCAGUGCUCUGAAGUUUGCAAAUGGGAGAAUAGCAGAAUUAAUUUCUCUCCUGUCGUGUUGUUCUGUCUAUGCCCAGGCUGCCCUUUUUUUUUAAAAAAAAACCACCCAUGUCUAUUUUAAAAGAGAUUUAUGUAUUUAUUCAUGUUUUUAUUAAUGAGGGGCAUAGAGGAAGAGAGAAUCAGAGAAGGAGAGAACCAGGACAUCACUCUGGGAAUUGGGCUAGAGACCUCAUGCUUGAGAGUCCAAUUUUUUUUUUUUAAUCUUUAUUUGCUUAUUGGAUAGAGACAGCCAGCAAUUGAGAGGAUGGGGGAGAGAGAGAGACACACACACACACGUGCAGUACUGCUUCACUGCUCAUGAAACUUUCCCCAUGCAGGUGGGGGCCGGGGGCUCGAACCUGGGCCCUUGCUCACUGUAACAUGUGCGCUCAACUAGUUGUGCCACCACCCGGCCCCUCGAGAGUCCAAUUCUUGACCUACUUUGCCGUGUCCUGGGCCACACAUCCAUGUCUUAUUUAUUUAUUUAUUUAUUUAUUUUGCCUCCAGGGUUAUUGAUGGGGCUCGGUGCCCGCACUAGAAAUCCACUGCUCCUGGAGGCCACCUUUCCCACUUUGUUGCCCUUGUUGUUUAUCAUCGUUCUUGUUAUUGUUGUUGUUAUUGAUGUUGUUGUUGUUGGAUAGGACAGAGAGAAAUGGAGAGAGGAAGGGAAGACAGAGGGGGAGAGAAAGACAGACACCCGCAGACCUGCUUCACCACCUGUGAAGCGACUCCCCUGCAGGUGGGGAGCCGGGGGCUCGAACUGGGAUCCUUAUGCCAGUCUUUGCGCUUUUGUGCUACAUGCGCUUAACCCGCUGCACCACCGCCCGGCCCCCAUGUCUUUUUUUUUUUUUUUCUUUUAAUGCCACUUUUAGCCCUCUGUCAAAUGGGAAAACUGACAUUGAUAUAGUCAAGAAGUUCCUUUCUGAAUUAUUUUAACUCUGACACCCCACUGCUGCCAUGAAUGGAAAAUGGGACAUUUAAUAGAACUUUUGAUUUGACAUUUUGUCUGCCUGGCAGUCGAUUCACCUGUUGUUUGUUUGUUUUUUUUUUUAGAAGAAAGUUUAAAGUAGUGCUUUAUUUAUAGAAAUAUUUCAAAAUGACGUUCAUUUCCAUAGUGGAGUAGGUAACAAAAGAAUGAGACCUUACAGUUUCAUAUAUAUCCAGGUUUUAUAUAUAUGGGCUCUUCCAAAUUGUGAGCAGGCAGCUACAAACAAAACCCACUUCAGCUCCCUAGUUUGAAUCUGCUGGUACCAAAGCACUCUUUUUCUGUAGAAAAUUAAGACUUGACCUAUUCAGUUCAUUUACAUGUUUAGUAAUAGUUUCAGUGAAAUACUUGGUAGAGGAGUUUCAACUCUGAAUGAUUGCUACUUCCUUUUAUGUCUAAUUCUGUGGACAUACUGACCAUCUCAUCUAAAUAGGUAUCUGUAGUCAUUAUUUACAAAGUUACAAUCUUGUCACCUGUGAGGUAACUACCACUCAAACUGACUUGCAUGUAAGGGAAAUUUUGUUGACUCACCCAGUAGUAGUAGGUUCCUGAGAAUUUUCAUGCGUGCAAAUCAAACUUCUCCAGGUCGAAGAAGAGAGAAUUUCUAAGUUACAUAGCAUGAGUUGAUUUAGGGUGUUGAUUUUAUUCAAUAAAAUGUUGACCUGUUUGUCCUUUUGAAUUGCUGUUUUAAUAACGUGUUUAAAAGCACAAGAAACAUUGAGGUUUAGAAUCUCUUUACAGAGAUGAAUUUUAUGUGUGUGAUUUCAGCUUCGAUCUUAUUUUCGUUUUAUAAAUGGUACUUACAAUGUUGAUUGAAACAUUAAAUAAUAAAACGUGUGCCUAAUUGUUUUCUGUAA
This is a messenger RNA of Erinaceus europaeus (western European hedgehog), 6313 nucleotides long. It is a transcript of the gene GALNT4, whose product is annotated as polypeptide N-acetylgalactosaminyltransferase 4. The transcript has a single exon. Bases 325 to 2070 code for a protein of 581 amino acids. Lineage: Eukaryota; Metazoa; Chordata; Mammalia; Eulipotyphla; Erinaceidae. The record is from RefSeq and is a predicted model, not a curated record. Gene Ontology annotation, cellular component: Golgi apparatus.